Messenger RNA from Leishmania braziliensis MHOM/BR/75/M2904, 321 nucleotides. Its product is annotated as histone H4. Gene Ontology annotation, biological process: nucleosome assembly. Gene Ontology annotation, molecular function: structural constituent of chromatin; DNA binding; protein heterodimerization activity. Lineage: Eukaryota; Euglenozoa; Kinetoplastea; Trypanosomatida; Trypanosomatidae. The transcript has a single exon. The record is from RefSeq and is a predicted model, not a curated record. Bases 1 to 321 code for a protein of 106 amino acids.
AUGGCGCGCCGCGGUGGCGUGAAGCGCAUCUCGGGCGACCUCUACGAGGAGGUGCGCCGCGUGCUGAAGGCCUACGUGGAGGACAUUGUGCGCUGCAGCACGGCCUACACCGAGUACGCGCGCAAGAAGACUGACGGCGGUCGAUGUCGUGAAUGCGCUGCGCAAGCGCGGCCACAUCCUGUACGGCUACGCGUAAAUCAAUCGUGCCUUGACCUUUCGCACACUCAUAGAUAUGCUUUCUUUCUUCGCGCAGUCGUUUAUUUGUCUUUUGGUUUUCGACUUCCCCUCCCCCACUAUGGCUCUUCUUCUCUCUCGUGCUGA